AUGGGCUCAAAAACACAAGAAACAUUAAAACAAGAGAUAGAAGCCAAUCUUUCAGUAGAAGAAAAAGAGGUAUAUGAAAAGCUUUUUCAUGAAGCAGAUAAAGAAAAUAUUGGAGUUCUUUUAGGAGAACAUUCAAUCAGUUUUUUUGAGAAGACAGGGCUUUCGCCUCAAAUUCUUAAAGAGAUAUGGAAAAUAGCAGAUAAUGAAAACAUGGGAUUUCUUACGCAAAAAAAAUUCAAUAUUGCACUUCGUUUAAUUGCACAUGCUCAAGAAGGACGCCAUCCAAGUUCAGAUUUAAUUAAUUCAAAAUGCUCAUUACCGAAAUUUAAUAGUGAAAAGGCGAUAAAUUGGAAUAUGCCUUCUCAAGUAUCAAAUAUAAUUCCCUUAAUAACAAUGGAAGAAAAGAAUCGCUAUCAAAACAUGUUUAAAAGCCUUAAACUGACUAAUGGUCUUGUAAAAGGAUCACGCGCAAAAACAAUAUUCUUACGAACACACUUACCAAAUGAAAUAUUGGGUCAAAUAUGGAAUUUGGUUGAUAUUCAGCAUCGAGGUGCUUUAAAUAUUGUGGAAUUUACUGUUGCUAUGCAUUUAAUUCAUUCACUUAUAAGUGGAUCAUUAAAAACUCUUCCUUCUGUUUUAUCUCCUGAAGUUUUUAAAAUGGCAUCUGGCAAAACACAUAACCGUGAACCUUCUCAAAGAAUUGUUUCCAGUAAUUUAAGUCCAGAAAAUUCUGUUAAUUUAAAUUUAAAUAAUUUUAAUGAUUUUUCGCAAAAGUAUAAUAAACAUCAACAUAUAACUACUCAAUCUAAUAUUUUUUCUCAAUUUGACUCGAAUGUAACGAAUGACUGGAAUAUAAAGCCACACGAAAAAUCUCAAUAUAUCAAUUUAUUUAAAUCAAUUAAUAAAGCCAAUGAUGAUUAUGUAACAGGUGAUGAAGCAGUAUCAUUCUUUUUGUCAUCAAAAUUACCAGAAGAAACUUUAGCACAUAUUUGGGAUCUGGCUGAUAUAAAUAAAAGUGGCAAACUUAAUACAGAGGAAUUUAUCAUUGCAAUGCAUUUAAUACGGCAAAAACUAGCAGGUACAGAUCUUCCGGCAUCUCUUCCACAAGAACUUAUCCUAUCUCUUUUACAAAAAGAUUUUCCCCAGGAAAAUACAAUUUUUUUUUCAUCGUAUAAUCAGGAUCCUUCUAGUUCUACAAUAUCAGAGUCACUCGAUUUAAAUAAUUCAUUUUCUUCACAAGCACACGCUACAUCUCCAUCUAUUCCAUCGUCAGUUUUUUCAAUUAAGCAAUCUACAGACUCGUAUAUGGAAACUCCAAAAGUUAUAUCUUCGCCUACUCAUACAUUCUCAAUGACGUCUCCUCAUUCGCACGCACCUUCUAUUCAUUCAAUUCAUAAAACAUCUUUUGUUCCUACAUCUAACUUUGGACAAUCAAUCGUAUCAUCUGUUACUCCAAAUCCCAAGAUCUUACACCAUAAGUCAUCUACAAUGAUAGAUUUAUUAAGCGAUACAAAUACUGAAGAUUCCGAAAAAAAUGAAGCUACGACUAAUGAAUCAGAUAAUCCUUCUAGCAAAAUCUCUUCUCUUAAUAAACAAAUAAAAGAAUUAAAACAAACGCAUACCUCUAUCAAAGUAGAUUUAGAUGCAGUUAAUAUCCAAAAGCGCGAUAUUGAAGAAAAAUUAUCACAAAUUCAUACUUUAUAUAAUAAAGAACUAAAAGCAGUUCAAAAAAUACAGGAGCAUCUCGCAGAAUCUUAUACAUCUAAACAGAAAUUAAAACAAAAAUGUGUAGUUCUUGAAAAAAAAUUAUAUGCUUUACAAGAUCAAAAACAAAAACAACUUCAGGAUUUAGAACAUAGUACAAAUGAAAACAUAGAAUUAGAACAAAAAAUAAAAUCGAUGACUAAUCAAAUAUUUGCUUUAGAAGAAGAACUAGAAAAAAUAGAAAAAAAUAUAUUGGACCAAAAAACCAUGACGAUAAUAAACAGAAAACAAUUAUCCGCAUUUGAAGAUAAUUAUGCACAAUUGAAAACUAAUAUCGAAAAUAAUACAAAAAUGAACAAUAUCUUGAAGGAUACUAACUCGAAUUUUAUUUUGUCUCCUAAUAAUCAGUUAUCAAAUCCAUUUCAUCAAAUAUCAAAUUUUAAUGAAACGGAAUCAAUGUCACCAACAUUUAUUCCCAUUUGUAAUAAUGCAGACAUUAUAACUAAGCCAGACGCACAAAAUGAUUCUAUUAAAAAUUUUAAUAAAAUUGUUUGCAAUAAAGAACCAAAGGAAUCUUCAAAUACAAUAAAUGAUCAAUAUAUACAUAUGAAACAAAACCACCAACUAUCGGAACCAUGCAAUUCUGAAGUUCCAUCUUUGAUCACAUCAAGUUUUAUGGAAAAUAUUAUUCAAAAAGAUUUAUCAUCAAAUAUAGAUUUACGAGUCUUAAAAAGACAAAAUAGUUUAACAGAAUCUCUAGACUCAUCCGUUGUUGUUCAGCCUCCAGAAUCAACACCUGGUAAAUUAUCUAGAAUAAGUUCUUAUCCUGGAACUCCUACAGCAUGGAUUAUAAAUAAAAACAAUUCACCAAAAACAGGUGAUGAAUCUUGCUUAGACUUUGAAUCUGAUAAUAUUUUUUUAAAAGAUCCAGUCAAGAAACUCGAAUUUUACAAGAAAAAUACAUCUAAUAAUCUAAAAGCUAUAGAUACACCUACUCAUUCUAAAGAGAUUUCAAAAGAAUUAUUAAAUGAUACCGAAUCCAAAAAAGUAGUUUUCAAUAUGAAUAAUUUAAAUAAGGCAUUAUUACAUCCAUCUGAGAGUGAAAAAAUUACUUCAUUAAGUACAAGUAUUGAACUAAGUAACGUUUUAGAUAAAAAAAAUAACGUAGAAUACUUAGCUAUCCAGAAUAUAGUUACACAGGAGGAAAACAUAACAGGGACACUUCCAGGGACGUUUCCAAUAGAUUUCGAUAAUCAAAUAAUAAAUAACAAAGACAUCUAUCAAACUACCAAUAAGAUAAAGAGUGAAAAAGAUGAUAAAACAAAUAAAAAAACAGAAAGUGCUAUCUUUAAUUUAUUUUUAUCCCAAAAUAAAGACAACAAUACGUCUAAAAAAAAUAAAGCAGAUUUUGAUGAAGCAUUUGCAAAUUUCGUUGCAGAACCUGAAAAUUCGUCUAACGAUGAUAGUUUUGUAUCAAAAUUCCCGCCAAUUGACAAUUUUCAUAGUUCAUCAGAGUCUACUGAUAUAGAUGGUUUUAAUGAUUCAAAUGUUCAUGUUAAAAACAAAGACUCGGCUACUAAUAUGCCCAUAUUCGAUUCUGAUUAUAAUUUUUCUUGUAAAACAAAAGUUAUCGCAACAAAUGAAAAGGAUACGGUAGAUUCUAAUACAAAUAAGAUACCAAGAAAUAAUUCUAAAAAAAACCAAUCUGAGAAACUGCUGUCUUUAAAAAAUGCUCAAGCCUCAAAUAUUACACUAUACCCAGAAAAUACAGAAGAAAAAAACGAAGAUACGUUUUAUGGUCUUGUUGUAGCAGAAGAAGUUAACGGCUUUGAGAAUGAUUUUUGCACCCAAAAUCACGAACUUAAUACCUUUUUUACUGAACCUUUUUCUAAAGAAACAAAAAAUGAUUGGGUAAGCAUUGACUGCACAUCAUUCUCUCACCAAUUUAACGAUGAUAAACGUGCCUCUUUAAGUACUAAUCCAGAAACAAUCAAUUAG
Pneumocystis jirovecii RU7 is the source of this 3702-nucleotide messenger RNA. RefSeq lists its product as uncharacterized. The coding region runs from base 1 to 3702 and encodes 1233 amino acids. The record is from RefSeq and is a predicted model, not a curated record. Gene Ontology annotation, molecular function: protein binding; calcium ion binding. Gene Ontology annotation, biological process: endosomal transport; endocytosis. NCBI's taxonomy places the organism in Eukaryota, Fungi, Ascomycota, Pneumocystomycetes, Pneumocystales, Pneumocystaceae. The transcript is spliced from 9 exons. Gene Ontology annotation, cellular component: plasma membrane; cytoplasm.